Pseudocercospora fijiensis CIRAD86 is the source of this 324-nucleotide messenger RNA. RefSeq lists its product as uncharacterized. The annotation marks the transcript as partial. The record is from RefSeq and is a predicted model, not a curated record. NCBI's taxonomy places the organism in Eukaryota, Fungi, Ascomycota, Dothideomycetes, Mycosphaerellales, Mycosphaerellaceae. The transcript has a single exon.
AUGCAGCGAGUCAAGAAUGUAGACUAUGAUGAGGAUGACCUAUACUCGGACGAAGAAGGCUAUGAAGAUGGACAGGACGCUCAAGGAUACACAGCGGAAGACAAGGACAACUUUGCCAACUUGACGCCGGUUGUGCGUGCAGAGCUCGAAGAAAAUGGCAUUCAGGCCACAUCGGCACAGAUUGAAGAGGCGCUGUGGCAUUACUACUGGGAUGUGGGCAAGAGCGUAGCAUACCUCAAGAACUCGAGAACACCCCGGCAAUCACAACCGCAGCAGCAGCACGAAUCUAAGAAGAAUAAGCCUAAGAGCAAAUUCGACGAGGCU